Molecule: messenger RNA, 2477 nt
Organism: Drosophila subobscura
Lineage: Eukaryota; Metazoa; Arthropoda; Insecta; Diptera; Drosophilidae
Product: high affinity cationic amino acid transporter 1
Exons: 13
Coding region: 1-2454 (817 amino acids)
Biological process (GO): amino acid transport; transmembrane transport
Cellular component (GO): plasma membrane
Molecular function (GO): amino acid transmembrane transporter activity
Source: RefSeq, a predicted model, not a curated record
AUGAAGCCAUCGGAUCUGUUGUUGGUGCUAGAGAAGGUCAAGUUCAGGGUGCCACUGCCGCCUGGCGUUAGCUCGACAACGCUCCUGCCGAAGCUCAUACGCACCAAGGAUGUGAGGCAGCUGCAGGACGGCAAUGCACAGCCACAGAAGCCCAAGCUGACGAAAUGUCUCAACACCUUGGACCUAACCUCGCUGGGCAUUGGCUCUUGCUGUGGCACUGGCAUGUAUCUGGUUGCCGGCAUGGUGGCCCAGAAGAUAGCCGGACCCGGUGUGAUUAUUAGUUUUAUUAUAGCCGCCAUAGCGAGUAUUUUCUCAGGCGCUUGCUAUGCGGAAUUUGGCGUUCGUGUGCCACACACAUCCGGCUCGGCCUAUAUGUAUUCAUAUGUGGCAGUUGGUGAAUUUGUAGCUUUUAUAAUUGGUUGGAACAUGAUAUUGGAAUAUCUAAUAGGAACAAGUGCCUGUGCCUGUGCUUUAAGUUCUAGCUUCGAUUCCCUGACUGGCAAUGCCAUUGCGCGCACGAUAAGCGAGUCCAUUGGCACGAUAUUCGGCAAACCACCGGACUUUAUAGCCUUUGGCAUAACGCUACUCAUGACCUGCGUAUUGGCGAUGGGCGCCAGCAAGUCGGUCAUUUUUAACCAUUCACUAAAUGCUGUCAAUCUGGCCACGUGGGUAUUUGUCAUGGCUGCCGGCCUCUUCUAUGUGGACACCAAGACGUGGUCGGAGCAUCAGGGUUUCCUGCCCUAUGGCUGGAGUGGUGUAUUUUCCGGUGCCGCCACAUGUUUCUAUGCAUUUAUCGGAUUCGACAUAAUUGCAACGACCGGUGAGGAGGCGCACAAUCCACAAAAGAGCAUACCGAAGGCAAUUGUUGGCUCUCUGGUUGUCGUCUUGAUUGCCUAUGUCAGCGUCAGUUUAGUUCUUACCUUAGUGGUGCCCUACGAUCACAUCAAUACGGGUGCGGCUCUGGUGCAGAUGUGGUCGUAUGUAAAUGCACCAAAGUGUCGCGCUGUGGUGGCGAUUGGUGCCACGGCUGGCCUCUCCGUGGCAAUGUUUGGCUCAAUGUUUCCGAUGCCGCGCGUCAUCUAUGCCAUGGCCCAGGAUGGUCUGAUUUUCAGGCAACUUUCGCAGCUGUGGCAGCGCACCAAUGUGCCCGGUCUGGCCACCAUUGGCAGUGGACUGGCUGCAGCCUUGGUCGCGCUCACCAUACGCCUGGAGAUACUCGUUGAGAUGAUGUCCAUCGGCACACUGCUGGCCUAUACCCUGGUAUCGACUUGUGUGCUGGUGCUGCGCUAUCAGCCGCACAGCACUUCGCUGGUGGAACUGUUGCCGGCACAGCUGCGCACUCCGGUUGCACCGGGCACGGCCAGUGAUUCCCAUGCAACGCCUGCGGAGGUGCUCGAGGUGCCCAAUAAGCUGACCAUCAAGCGGGUGACACGCGGCAUGUCCGACUCGGAUGACUCCUUCAUCGAUGACAGUCCCGAGGGCUAUAUGGGCGGCCGAGAUGAUCAGUUUCUGGUGUCCGACCGCUCCGAGAACAAGUUCUAUGGCAGCGUGCAUGGUGCACCCACUGGCCCCACCGGCCAGGCCACCGCCUUCGAUACAAUGGGAUUGAAUUUUAUCACACGAAAGAUUCACGAUUAUGCGUACCUGUGCCCCGGCUUCUUUCCCUGGAUAAAUCCCGGUCAGGCCACCACCGAUAGUGGCAUGUAUGUCACGAAACUAGUUGGAAUCAUGUUCGGUCUCAUAUUCUUCUUGGAUUUAUUCGCGGCGAUUGGAUGGUCCGGUGGCCUGGCCGCCUUCAUUUAUUUCAUUUUAUUUAUCGGCAUAUUUGUGAUAUUAUUGAUUAUAUCGAGGCAACCGCAGAAUAGAUAUGCUUUGGCUUUUCUGACGCCGGGACUACCCUUUAUACCAGCCAUAGCCAUCACAGUGAACAUCUACCUGAUAUUCAAGCUGAGCAUCCUCACCCUGGUCCGUUUCACCGUCUGGAUGUCCCUUGGCCUUAUCAUGUACUUUUACUACGGCAUUACACACAGCAGCCUGGAGCAGACCAGCGAUGAUCUCGAGCUGCAUGUGGACAAGGACUAUAGCAAAAACGUUGAGGAGAAAGCCGUCUGGGAUCAGCAAUCGUAUAAUCAAACCCACGAGCCUGUUUGGGCCAGCAAGGAGGUGAAGCAGCCAUCGAAGCAACGCUAUAACUACGGAAAAUCUUCGUCCUCGUCUAAUCAGAGCAGCUCCAAAAAUGCCCAAAGCAAUGCGGCGGGAAAGCCUCCAGGCCGCAGCUCGACGGGCACACGGCCAGUGGCGCCAUCGCCUCACACAUCCGCUGGACAGGCGAAGCCGCAGGGAACGGGAACGGGAACGGGCGGUGGAACGGGUGGACCGCCCAUGGAGCGUCAAUAUACCGGACAGUUCAGCAUGUUUGUGGACGAGGGCCAGUUCCCGUCGUGGGAAGACUAAACUGAAUGGGGGAAUGCCCCUAA